CCUCCUCCAGAGGGCGCACUGUUUCCUGACGGCUCAGGAGGCCUCACAAUCAGACUUUCUACUUGCAUUACUUGGCGUUAAAUUCAGUGAACAGAAAUAAAAGAAAAGCAUAAUGCUUUGAGAAUCUAUUGUUAACGGCAUUUAUAAGUUAGCUGGCUUUGUGUUAUUUUGCCUGUGAGUGAUUUCCCCCCCCCGCCCUGGGUGGUGCAGUGAGUGGUACCGGGCCGGAGCUGUCGCCGUUGGGAGUGGGCCGAGGCCGCUGACGGUUUGGUUGUUAUUUGAUGUUAACGUUAACACGAGUGAGGAGGUGCAGCGUUGAAUGACAAAAGCAGUUGUCGCGGUGCCGAGUGAAGGGGAUAGUUAGGUUGGAGAAAAUGGCUGGUGUGAGUGGCAACGUCGCCCAGAAGACCUGGGAGCUAGCGAAUAACAUGCAGGAAGUUCAGAGCAUCGAUGAAAUCUACAAAUACGACAAAAAACAACAGCAGGAGAUUCUCGCAGCUAAACCCUGGACUAAAGAUCACCAUUACUUCAAGUAUUGUAAGAUCUCAGCCCUUGCACUUUUGAAGAUGGUGAUGCAUGCCAGAUCAGGGGGAAAUUUGGAAGUGAUGGGUUUAAUGCUAGGUAAAGUGGAUGGAGAAACAAUGAUCAUAAUGGACAGUUUUGCUCUCCCUGUUGAAGGGACAGAAACGAGAGUCAAUGCUCAGGCUGCUGCUUAUGAAUACAUGGCUGCGUAUAUUGAGAAUGCUAAACAGGUUGGACGUCUUGAAAAUGCAAUUGGCUGGUAUCACAGUCACCCAGGUUAUGGAUGCUGGCUUUCAGGCAUAGAUGUUAGUACUCAGAUGUUAAAUCAACAAUUCCAGGAACCAUUUGUAGCAGUUGUGAUUGAUCCAACGAGAACUAUAUCUGCUGGGAAAGUAAACCUAGGGGCUUUCAGGACAUAUCCUAAGGGUUAUAAACCACCUGAUGAAGGUCCUUCAGAAUACCAGACUAUUCCACUUAAUAAAAUAGAAGAUUUUGGAGUACACUGCAAACAGUAUUAUGCCCUUGAAGUUACUUAUUUUAAAUCAUCUCUGGAUCGUAAACUUCUUGAACUUCUAUGGAACAAGUAUUGGGUGAACACACUCAGUUCAUCAAGCCUCCUCACAAAUGCUGAUUACACCACAGGGCAAGUCUUUGACUUGUCUGAAAAGUUGGAACAGUCAGAAGCCCAGCUUGGUCGAGGCAGUUUUAUGCUUGGUUUGGACACCCAUGAUAGAAAAUCUGAAGAUAAAUUAGCCAAAGCUACACGAGACAGCUGCAAGACUACCAUAGAAGCAAUACAUGGCUUGAUGUCUCAAGUUAUUAAGGAUAAACUCUUCAAUCAGAUCAAUAUACCUUCAGCUUAAUGUACUCGGUCUCAGCAAAGAAAACUCCUUAUAGAAUGUGCUGGUGGUGCAUGAAGAGACGCCUUACAAUUUCAAGUUUUUUUUUUUACACAGAUAGCAUCUGUAGUUAUUUCCCCAGGAUGCUGCUGACAUUAUUAUGAGAAUUACUGGCUGUUUUCUUAGUUUUCGUUGCCUAAAAUUAACAUGGUCAAGAUAAUGUUGCUAAGGUUUCACGAACUGGCAGUUUGUCGGACCACCUCACUUCAUUAUGGGCAAACCCAUUCCUUUAUUGGAGCAUCAGGAGUCCAGAAUAAGAGAAAUUCCAUUUAUGGAGUUUCUAAAAAUGGAAAAGUGUAAACAGUAUGCACUUUGGUGUGUUAUUAAAACAAGUUAAUAUGCCAGAAGUUGUACUUUGUUUUACAAUGGGAUUGCACUGAAGGUGCACAGUAGUGACACCUUCCAAAUAUGAUGUAAGAUUUUUUAAAAAGUGUACUGUUUCACAAUUAACCUACCGAAACAUUCGCAUCGGUAAUAAACUGGGGCAUAUUAACAAUAAAUAUUUUACUUUUCA
This is a messenger RNA of Carcharodon carcharias (great white shark), 1935 nucleotides long. RefSeq names its product COP9 signalosome subunit 5 (gene cops5). Bases 375 to 1385 code for a protein of 336 amino acids. Gene Ontology annotation, biological process: protein deneddylation. The transcript has 8 exons. Gene Ontology annotation, cellular component: COP9 signalosome; cytoplasm. Lineage: Eukaryota; Metazoa; Chordata; Chondrichthyes; Lamniformes; Lamnidae. The record is from RefSeq and is a predicted model, not a curated record. Gene Ontology annotation, molecular function: deNEDDylase activity; metallopeptidase activity; protein binding.